CCGGAUACAAAAACCGCAGUUGGAACUUGGAAUCCUCCCCCUCGCGGUCGCCUCACCGCUGCCUAUAAAUCCGGCCCACGGUCCGGGCGACCGGCCACCUCGUUCCCCAUCGGCUCCAAUCAACAAGGUGACGCGAGCACGAGCACCCAUCCCCUCCUCCCCUUCUUCCCCGUCGUCGCGUGCCCUCGCCGCAGCCAUCUGCCAUGGCGGACCAGCUCACCGACGACCAGAUCGCGGAGUUCAAGGAGGCCUUCAGCCUCUUCGACAAGGAUGGCGACGGCUGCAUCACCACCAAGGAGCUUGGAACUGUGAUGCGCUCCCUUGGCCAGAACCCUACCGAGGCAGAGCUGCAGGACAUGAUCAAUGAGGUUGAUGCUGAUGGCAAUGGGACCAUUGACUUCCCAGAGUUCCUGAACCUGAUGGCAAGGAAGAUGAAGGACACCGACUCUGAGGAGGAGCUCAAGGAGGCCUUCCGCGUCUUUGACAAGGACCAGAAUGGUUUCAUCUCGGCUGCUGAGCUCCGCCAUGUCAUGACCAACCUCGGCGAGAAGCUGACCGACGAGGAGGUCGACGAGAUGAUCCGUGAGGCUGACGUCGAUGGCGACGGCCAGAUCAACUAUGAAGAGUUUGUUAAGGUUAUGAUGGCCAAGUGAGGAGCGGUCCCCAUGAAAUAAGUAUAUCUAUAAAUUGAAGCGAGUUAUCAUGCACAAAAGCUGUACUUUGUCAUGUCCCUUUGAGUACGCAUCAGUAUCAUGCAGUUGGUAAUGUCUGAGUAGUGGUCGGUUUUAGGUGGUGUAGUCAUGGGAACGCGACAUCAGAUACCUGGUUUCUUUUGAUUGUGAUGUUAUCUUGCAUUAUUGCACACCUGUUGGAGCUUUUAGGAUUUGUUGAAGCUCGUAUUUUUCAGGGGUUUUGGUUCUUUUGUGCGAGUCUUGUAUCUUGUGUGCGUUGCAUUGCAUUGUUGUGUUAUAGCUUAUGCUGGCAUGUGGCCUUGUUAUGUGA
Molecule: messenger RNA, 1002 nt
Organism: Sorghum bicolor (sorghum)
Lineage: Eukaryota; Viridiplantae; Streptophyta; Magnoliopsida; Poales; Poaceae
Product: calmodulin
Exons: 2
Coding region: 204-653 (149 amino acids)
Molecular function (GO): enzyme regulator activity; calcium ion binding
Source: RefSeq, a predicted model, not a curated record